AUGACAGCUAAGGUAGCUGAUGACAGAACCAAGGUGGCUGUUGACAGAACUAAGACGAUUGAUGACAGAACUAAGGUUGCUGAUGACAGAACUAAGGUAGCUGAUGACAGAACUAGGGUGGCUGAUGACAGAACUAAGGUAGCUGAUGACAGAACUAAGGUAGUAGCUGUUGACAUAACUAAGACAGCUGGUGACAGAAUUAAGGUAGCUGAUGACAGAACUAAGGUAGCUGAUGACAGAACUAAGGUGGCUGUUGACAGAACUAAGGUAGCUGAUGACAGAACUAAGGUGGCUGUUGACAGAACUAAGGUAGCUGAUGACAGAACUAAGGUGGCUGAUGACACAAUUAAGGUAGCUGAUGACAGAACCAAGGUGGAUGAUGAUAGAACUAAGGUAACUGUUGACAGAACUAAGGUAGCUGAUGACAGAACUAAGGUAGUAGCUGUUGACAGAACUAAGACAGCUGGUGACAGAAUUAAGGUAGCUGACGACAGAACUAAGGUAACUGUUGACAGAACUAAGGUAGCUGAUGACAGAACUAAGGUGGCUGUUGACAGAACUAAGGUAGCUGAUGACAGAACUAAGGUGGCUGUUGACAGAACUAAGGUAGCUGAUGACAGAACUAAGAUGGCUGUUGACAGAACUAAGACAGCUGGUGACAGAACUAGGGUGGCUGAUGACAGAACUAAGGUAGCUGUUGACAACUAA
Messenger RNA from Pecten maximus, 708 nucleotides. RefSeq lists its product as uncharacterized. Bases 1 to 708 code for a protein of 235 amino acids. The transcript has a single exon. The record is from RefSeq and is a predicted model, not a curated record. NCBI's taxonomy places the organism in Eukaryota, Metazoa, Mollusca, Bivalvia, Pectinida, Pectinidae.